Messenger RNA from Linum tenue, 1797 nucleotides. NCBI's taxonomy places the organism in Eukaryota, Viridiplantae, Streptophyta, Magnoliopsida, Malpighiales, Linaceae. The record is from the annotation of a GenBank genome assembly.
AUGUCGUCGGUGGUUCAAUCCAACGUAGCACUGCCAGCUGCGACUGCUCCGGCCGGUGGGGAACAACGUCGGAUACAGACAACCGAGUUCCACGAAACAGUGUGGGGGGAUCACUUCCUCACCACUACUCCUGCUGCGGCUCAGGCUCAGGCUCAGGCUCAUGAUGAGAUGUAUCCCUCUUAUCCUUUUCAGGGGCAUCCUGUCCCAGAUCUAGAAAUUGGGGAAUAUGAAGCUUUGAAGGAAGAGGUGCGAAGGAUGGUGACGGGUGAAGUUGAUGAUGAUGAUGAUGAGGCCAUAAUUCGGAAGUUGCGCUUGAUGGAUACAAUCCAACGAUUAGGCGUUGAGUAUCACUUCCAGAUGGAGAUUGAAGAAGCUCUUCAAAAUGUGUAUGUACAGGGAGGGGAAUUUUUCUUUGAGAAAUAUGAUGAUAUUGAUCUUUGCAAUGCCGCUCUCUGGUUUCGACUCCUCAGACAGCAAGGCUUUCGUGUUUCUACUGAUGGGUUUAGAAGGUUCAAGGACGAUGGAGGAAAGUUCAAAGAAUCGUUGGCAUCAGAUGCGCAAGGGUUGUUGAGUUUGUACGAGGCAUCACAUGUGGCGAUCCAUGGAGAAGACAUACUGGAUGAAGCUCGAGGCUUCACUACCAAAAACCUCAAGUUGCUUGUCCAGGAUCACAAGACCUCUUCGUUAUUGAAGAAGCAAAUCGAGUUUUCCCUCGACCUCCCUAUUUGGAAAUGUGUCCCUAGGACAAUUACUAGGCACUGCAUCGAAGUUUACUCUGAAUCCGACCAGCAAGCCAUGACCCAUAAUGAAGCAAUAAUCUUGAAGUUUGCAAAGUUGGACUUCAACUUUGUGCAGAGAGUCCAUCGGGAAGAGCUCCGCGAACUCUCAAUGUGGUGGGCAAGCCUUGACACGAAGACCAAAUUCCCAUAUGCGAAAGACAGACUUGCGGAGACGUAUUUCUGGAUCAACACAGUUUACCACGAGCCCAGGUACAGUGUGGGAAGGAGCAUACUCACCAAGUGUGGAGUUGUGUCGGUCCUGUUGGACGACGUCUAUGAUAACUUUGGCAAUUACGAUGAGCUUGAGAUGCUCACGGAAGCCAUUCAGAGGAUGGAUAUCUCUGCUCUCGACGAACUUCCAGCCACUAUGAAGGAGGCCUACCGGAUCGUCAUCGUUAACCUGUUCGAAGAAAUCGAGCAGGCAAUUUCAGGAACUGGGCCCACUUAUGGCGUAGACUACUGCAAGCGAGAGUUCAAGAGAAUGUGCCGGUCGUUCUUGGGCGAGGCCCGAUGGCGCACUGAGGGUCAUGUUCCGAAGCUGGAGGAGUACCUGACGCAUGCAAACAUAACCGGCGGCUAUUUCUUCCUCUGCCCGUCUGCGUACCUGGGCAUGGAACCAGAGCUGGCCACUCCAGAGGCUUUUGAGUGGGUAGCCGAUGUAACUAAUAAGAUGGUGAUGGCCUCCACCUCCAUCUGCAGGGUCCAAAACGACAUCAUGUCCUACCCGUUCGAGCAAAUGAGAUCGCACGUGGCGUCAGCAGUGCAGUGCUACAUGCAAGAGCACGGUGUCUCCGAGGAGGAGUCGACAAAGGCAAUGUGGGAGCGGAUUUCGGAUGCCUGGAAGGACAUGACUGAGGUGUUCCAGAAACCAACUCCAUUGCCUAGAGCUUUGUUGUUGCCUGUCAUCAACUUUGCGCGGACGAUCAGUGUGAUUUACUUGAAAGCCGAUGCCUACACUCACCCCCAGUUUCUGAGAGAACGCAUUGCUGAUCUCUUUGUCAAUCCUGUGCCGCUUUGA